Molecule: messenger RNA, 3124 nt
Organism: Chanos chanos (milkfish)
Lineage: Eukaryota; Metazoa; Chordata; Actinopteri; Gonorynchiformes; Chanidae
Gene: fdxr
Product: ferredoxin reductase
Exons: 12
Coding region: 850-2322 (490 amino acids)
Molecular function (GO): oxidoreductase activity
Source: RefSeq, a predicted model, not a curated record
AUAAAUUGUGCAGCACAUCUUAUUUACUGGAACAACGAGAGACUGAGAAUUAAGACCGACGUUAAGGUUCAACCUUGGGUGUAAGAUCACGAAUUCAGCAAGGGCCAUAUUACAAAUGCAUGAGAUUAAACAGGCGAAUUUAAAUCGGAAUUUGAGAUUUUGUGCAUUCGUUUUCUUAUUAUUCUACAAUCCACAUUGUCCUCGCCGAUUGCGAACGGACAAACGAUGCGAGGGCGGAACCACAAUAGGAAGAUUGGCAAUCUCUACGGAACGCUUUUAUGAUGCACAAUAAGGAACACAUCGCUUGAGUUAUGUAGCAGUUCUCUUGUAUGUUGUAAAUUAGCAUAAACAGCCUCAAAGUGUUUGAUGCAGCGAUGUGGAAAUUGCGAUGUGCGCGAAACGUCUUUUUCUUACAAAUUGCUUAUAACCUCCCCUAAAGUCUCAGCGGUGUUUGCUUUAUUGCGCAAAUUAUCCGUCUAAUGUUUGUGGAUUCAUCCUUGAUAAUGAAAAGACAGCAGCUAUGCACUGUCCCGUAAACUUAAGCAAGUUGGAGUAACAAGUUCAAGAUUUCUUGCAAUUGGCAUGAGAGAGAGAAACUGUAGAGAUUUGUGACCGGCGAAAGCAGAUGUUGUAUGUGACCCCAUCGCUUUCACAUGCAGAAGCAAGUGUUGUUAAACUUGAAGUCAUUAAAUUUUUUUGGCCAAUAAUAUUAUCGACCUCAGUAAUGCAUGGCAGCAGCUAACAAAAGAUCGAAGCUCAAGUUGCCGAUAAGCAGCUUAAUAUUCAUUUCAAAAGUGGACGGAAUGUGGAUUUUUUAGUGCGGACGGACAGCUCCUUUAUUUUGUAAAGAUGAGAAACAUGAAAAUGCACUUUGCAGCUAUCCAGAGAUGUCUGCUGGUUCAACAAUGCAUGGGGACGUCCAGCGUCAAUGUCUUCACUUCAGUGCGAAAGUUGGCCUCAGCGACUAGCACCUGUCUGAAGGUGUGUAUUGUAGGUGCGGGCCCUGCAGGAUUCUACACAGCCCAGCAUCUCCUGAAGAGUCGCACUGAUGUCCAGGUGGACCUUUAUGAGCGUCUCCCUGUUCCCUUUGGGCUUGUGCGAUUUGGGGUCGCACCUGACCAUCCAGAGGUCAAGAAUGUUAUAAAUACAUUUACUCAAACAGCCCAGCAUGACCGCUGUAGUUUCUAUGGCAAUGUGAACGUGGGCAAGGAUGUGAGCGUACAGGAGCUCCAACAGGCUUACCAUGCUGUUGUCUUGAGCUAUGGAGCAGAGGGCAACCGGAAAAUGGGAGUUACAGGAGAGGACUUGGCUGGUGUUUACUCAGCCAAAGACUUUGUGGGAUGGUACAAUGGACUGCCUUGCAACAAGCAGCUGCAGCCAGAUCUUAGUUGUGAAACGGUGGUCAUUUUGGGUCAAGGCAAUGUGGCUCUGGAUGUGGCCAGGGUUCUCCUUUCUCCGUUGGAUAUUCUGAAGACAGAUAUUACCCAGAGUGCACUGCAGGCGCUGGAGGCCAGCAAAGUGCGGAGAGUCCUGGUUGUUGGGCGUCGCGGUCCACUUCAGGUGGCCUGUACCAUAAAGUUUCUGCGAGAGAUGCUCAACCUGCCAGACACGAGAACGGAGAUGCUGGCGUCUGAUUUCGAGGGCAUAUCAGACACACUCAAAGACCUCCCCAGGCCAAGGAAGAGACUAACUGAGCUGAUGUUAAAGGCAGUAAAAGAGGCCAAAGAAGAGACAGAUGCGAGAAAGCGCUGGGGCUUCCGGUUCCUGCGAAGCCCUGUUGAGGUGCUCGCAGGUCCAGAUGGAGCCAGGGCAGCAGCCAUCCGGUUGGCUGUGAACAAGUUAGAGGGAUCUGGAGAUGCUGCUCGUGCAGUGACCACAGGUCAGGUAGAGGAUGUGGAGUGUGGCAUGAUUAUCAGCAGUAUAGGCUACAAGAGCCUGCCCAUUGACUCCUCUGUGCCCUUUGACCUCAAGAGAGCCAUUCUCCCCAACAAUCUGGGACGAGUCCAGGACACAUCCGGUUUAUACUGCAGUGGCUGGGUGAAGCGGGGACCAACAGGAGUCAUCGCCACGACGAUGAACGACAGUUUUGAUACAGCUCGCACGCUGCUGCAAGACAUGGAGUCCGGAGUUCUCGACCUGUCUGUCAGUAAAGCAGGUUCAGGAGCGAUUAGCGCCUUGUUGGGCUCACGAGGUGUACGAGUAGUUUCAUUCCCUGAGUGGGAGAAGAUAAACACGGAGGAGGUAAGGAGGGGAGAGGUGAAUGGUAAACCCAGAGAAAAGCUGCUGGAUGUGAAAGAGAUGCUUUCAGUUGCUUGGUCCUGAAGAUGCAGCUCUGGACGCCAAAACCCACAUACUAACAGUCAGUAGUGCCUGCUGCUAAACCUGACCAUGCCAGGACAGACGGACUGCCGGGAUUCACUGAUUUUGAAAACUACUGGGUAACAAGAGAAAACUUGAGCUACUCUUAUUUCGGUGAGAGCAGCAAACCUGUUUGACCACUGAGAUUUGGCCACUGUCAAAAGAGUAGAUAGACCAAAGGACAGUAAUGACUAAUAAAACUAAAGAUAAUCACAAAUGUGAUAAUACAAUCAUGUGCAACACGGAGAGCUGAUGUUAUAUUAUGUGCUAGAAUUCAGACAUAUGGAACACUGGGAGUCAGUCUGACUGAACAAUGUAUUUGAAUAUGUCAUUGUGAAAUCACAACUGAAAAUAAAAACAUUAGCCAUUACAACCUUAAUGAUUUGUGUUUUGAUAUAGCAAAAAUGACUUCAGAAUAUUUUCUAAAUAUGUUCUUCUACAUGUAUUUCUUUAUCUGCAUAUUUAUUACACUGUCUGCAUCAUGAAUCCAAGAUCAAAGCAUCUAUGUGCAUUUCUUUUUUUCUGAUCCUUUUCUAAGAAGCCUGUUCAUGUUUCCCUCUGAUCAGGAAUUCUGAACUCACCAGCUGAUAAACACAAGACUCUUGGUUGAACUGAGAGCCAAAAUAUUUUGUUUAGCUAGUCAAAAGUGACUGUGUGGUAUAAAUUGAGCAGUGAGCCUCUGUGUUCAUGUAAUUUGCCUCAGUGAUGUCAUGAAAUGUCUGUAGCCAUCUGUAACCAUAUGUACUCUCUCCUUAAAGUAAGAAUG